Messenger RNA from Cricetulus griseus (Chinese hamster), 1124 nucleotides. The record is from RefSeq and is a predicted model, not a curated record. Lineage: Eukaryota; Metazoa; Chordata; Mammalia; Rodentia; Cricetidae.
CCCUUCCUUUUCCCUGGGGAAUGAGACCCUGAGGGUGCCACUGGCACUGUUCGCCCUGAACAGGCAGCGCCUGUGUGAGCGGCUGAGGAAGAAUGCAGCGGUACAGGCCGGCUCCCUCGUGGUGUCAACACAGACAGUGGCAGUGUCUGCAGAGAGGCCUCCUUUGAGGGCAUCAGCAAGUUCAAUGUCAACAACACGAUUCUUCACCCAGAGAUCGUGGAAUGCCGGGUGUUCAAGACAGACAUGGAGCUGGAGGGUAAUGAAGGCUGUAAAAGUGGGAAUGAAAGAGUACCAGAUGGAAAGCCUGUUCCAACACUACUGUUACUCCCGGGGCGGCAUGCGCCAUACCUCCUACACCUGUAUCUGCUGCAGUGGUGAGAACGCGGCUGUGCUGCACUACGGCCAUGCCGGGGCCCCCAACGACCGGACGAUCCAGGAUGGAGAUAUGUGGGUGUGGAGCGCAUUGAUGAGCCUGGCCUGCGGAGCCUGCGCACAGCAAGGCACCUGGAGCCGGGCAUGGUGCUGACUGUGGAGCCGGGAAUCUACUUCAUCGACCACCUCUUGGACCAGGCCCUGGCAGACCCAGCCCAAGCCUGCUUCUUUAACCAUGAGGUCCUGCAGCGCUUCCGCAACUUUGGCGGGGUCCGGAUCGAGGAGGACGUCGUAGUGACUAACAGUGGCAUGGAGCUGCUGACCUGUGUGCCUCGGACCGUGGAGGAAAUUGAAGCCUGCAUGGCAGGCUGUGACAAGGCCUUCACGCCCUCCUCUGGCCCCAAGGAGAGCCAGCUGUGAUGUCAUCCUGCCCAUGGCGCCCCAACAGCAAGAGGCAGUGCUCAGCAAUCAGAUCCUGGAGCUCACAUUAGAUUUUACCAAAGCCAUCACUGCCUUUCCAAGGGAGGACAGCAUUUUACUAACCUGCGAGAUCACAUCCCUAACCUUGACUUUGCUUAAAUGACUGACUCUAGUGCUGAUUGAAAAAAAAAAAAAUCUGUUCUUAAAUCGCAACUUGAUUCUCUUGCUGCCACUUAUUUCCAUGUGCUCAGGAAAGAUGCACUGUGUCUGUCUUCUCCAAAUAAAAAUCAAUAAGCAGAAUGGAAUUUGCAAUAAAAGCUUUUCAAAAUUGG